GAGGGGGCGACGGAAACCACUCGGACGGGAGAGAGAGAGAGAGGAAGUGAUGGCGCGGAGGGAAGGGAACCGGAAUCUACAAGGGAAUAGCUGGGAGAGAGGUUGGCGGAGGAUUCUCUGAAGAAGAGGCUAUAAGGUUCAACUUUUCAGCCAGGUUCUGGUUUUGGCAUGCAGUCAGUCGGCAGCCGCCUCCAUCAGGAACAGGGUGGGUAUCGCCGAGGAUUUCGACCAAGAGGCGGCAGGAGCUUCGGUACAUGGAGAGGGGGUUUUGCAGGAAGAUCAAGUAGAAGCAGGUUCGGAGGUAAUAAUCAAUUUGGGCACGAGAGCAGAAGCUUUGCAGAAGGACACUGGGAGGAUCGAAGGGAGGAGAGGAAACCAGGAGGAAAGGAAGGAAGCAAGCUGAUUGCAAGUUCAGGGAAGUUAGAAGCAGAUGGGACACAAGUUGGACAGCAAUCUUCAGAGGGUAAGAAAAUUGAGAAAAUGGAAGGGAUCCUUGUUUUUUCGGAGCAGGGUCGUGAUGCAUGCCUACUUGAGGACCACAAGAGCAAUGGGGAAGCUGCCAAGCUAGGAUCGAAGGUGUUGUUUUGCUCCAAAUGCACCCAGAAAGGUCAUGUUGUGGCUGAUUGUGUCAGUGAUGUUUUCUGUGACAUUUGUGAAAGCAGAGAACAUGUGAAUCACAAAUGUCCAAUUCUUAAGUUGCCUAAACCUUCAGUCCAAGCAGUUGGAUAUGCAGUUGAGGGCCUGGGUUUUAACCACAUUCAUCAUCCACCACUGCAAAGGAGCAAGAAAGGAACUAAAACAGCCUUAGUAAAGGUGAUUGGAGGUUCUUUAUCUAAAGACAGGCUGAUUGAUCAACUGCAAAGAAUAUGCCCAGGAAAUUGGAAUUGGGACCCGAAAAUUAGUGAGGAAGGGGCCUAUGUUGUACCUUUCCCGUCCAGAAUAGAAUUACAAAGGGCAAUCAAUUUUGGAGGGGCUGAUGUCAAGGAAGGAGGUGUGUUCACUAGUGUGAGGGUUCAAUUUGAAGAGUGGUUCGAAAAGGAAGAAGGCUAUUUGCUCCCAAAAGUUUGGAUAAGAGUGUUUGGCCUAAGGAAAAAGCUCAGAGAAUACCUCACUCUUUGGGCGGUGGGCUCACUGGUGGGAGCAACACAAUUAGUUGAUAUGAAGACAACAAGAAAAAGUGACUUUGGGAGGAUUUUUGUGGCAGUGCUUGACCCUGCAAUUAUACCAAGAAAAAUGGACGUGGUAAUAGGGGAUCACUAUUUUGAGCUGAUGUUUGAAAUGGAAAAAAAAGGCUUCGAUGAAAAUGGAGAAGAAGUGGAAUUCGAACAAGAAGACAAGGAUGGGGAUGGAGCAAAAGAAGGAGAGAAGGAAUUGGAAGAGGAGGGCAGGGAUCUGAAAAGAGCUAGAAAUGAUGAUAUGGUGAUAGAUGGGAAGCCUGGAGAGGAUGGGGAGGUUAGAGGGGUAGGAUCGCAUGGAGGGCAGCAGGAAGACGAGGUUUUCUUUGCCGACAAAAUAGCUGACCAAGUUAUUCAAGUAGCCAUGGAGAAGGUGUUAGGAGAGGUCUAUGAUAAGGUAGAGGAUGAAGAGAAAUUGAGAGCUGCCAUGUCUAAGAAGGAAAAGGAAGGAAAUGAGCCAAAGUAGAAAGGGAUGGUGAAGAAAAGGAAGAAAGGCUGCUGCAGCUAGCAGGGGUGAAAGAAGUUCUAGUGACACCGAAGAGAUCAAGCGGGAGGUUGGCCAAAAGCGGAGGACUACACUCGCUGGAGAAAGCCGAAAAGAGGAAAGCUUGGAAAAACCUGGAGCUUUCAGCAGGUGAUUUUCAGAGCGACAUAUUGGGCCAGAAGCUGGUCCUUGCUGCUUAAUGAAGAGGACAACAACUUGACGAAGGAACGCUACAGACUGCUAGAGAUGAGAGUGCUGGAGUUUUAUUCCAAAUACGGUUGGAACUUUCGAAGGAGAAUGCAAGUUUAGUUUCUCCCCUGGAUUAUGUGUAUUGCAGGGCGUCAAGUUGUUUGCUUGCUAGUUUGCUGGGUACUGGGUGUUCUUGUUUUCUAGUUAAGACAAUAUUUUGAUAGUUGUUUACCCAUGUAAUGGGAGAGCUUCAAUGCUCAUGUAUGAACUUGGUUGGCUGUGUACAUCUCUUUGGAUGUAGAGGCCGGGUUUUUAAUCUAUUAUCUAAAAAAAAGAUAUG
Molecule: messenger RNA, 2188 nt
Organism: Oryza brachyantha (malo sina)
Lineage: Eukaryota; Viridiplantae; Streptophyta; Magnoliopsida; Poales; Poaceae
Exons: 2
Coding region: 169-1641 (490 amino acids)
Molecular function (GO): zinc ion binding; nucleic acid binding
Source: RefSeq, a predicted model, not a curated record